This is a messenger RNA of Amoebophrya sp. A25, 1438 nucleotides long. The record is from the annotation of a GenBank genome assembly. NCBI's taxonomy places the organism in Eukaryota, Dinophyceae, Syndiniales, Amoebophryaceae.
CUGUGGUUGAACACCUCGAGUGAUGAGUAGAAUAGCAUACGUCUCUGAAGCAGGCAGCUUGAAGAAUUAGAAGAGAAGAUAUUUUUUUGAAGAAGCUUGAUUGUGAGGAUGAUGAAUCUAAUAAUUCUUGGCUUGUUCUUUUUUGGAAAAUCACAAGGAUGACGACAUGUUGACAUGGAGUACCUAGGAAUCCAUAUUUGCGUUAUCUCUUCGUUUCAUAGUGGUUUCGGAUGACCAUCAUGCCGGAGACGGAGACGCUGAGCCUGACGAACAACUGUAAAGCAAACAUGCAGUAUGGACCUUUUCUGUGCACUUCCUAUCAUAGAGCAGUCGGGCGGGGAGACGGUCGAGUGCCUGGCCUACGGCUGUAAUGUGCUUUACGUGGGAACGUCAAGCGGAAGCGUGCUAUCCUUUACCGUAGCCGCUUCGAACCGAACGGAGGAAGAGGUGCGCAAGUCUGGCGUCUUCCAGCGCAGAGUGAAUCUACUCAGGGAUUCUCCACCAGGAAAUGCUGGAGCAGCACCAGUUAAGGCUAGUUUUUCAUCAUGCCGUGUGAUAUGGUAAGUGCAUCGAUCGCGAGUGAAAAAAAAUGACGCUCAAUUUACUCUAACUGGAAUAUGUCUGCUGAGAAGGCAAGCCAGUCACUUGCUUUGAGGAGAGGGACGAUGAAAAACUAGCGCUAAUUCAAGAAUCAAGCCGGGCUCCGGGGUUGCGGAGAUCAUAUGCCCAGAAGGCAGCAACAGCCGGAUAUUCGCUGUUUGCGAAUCUGGGAUUUACAUUCUUCCAGGAAGUCUUUCCAAUGCGGGAACUGUACUUGCUAAAAAUGCUCUCUGUUUCGCGCUGCAGACAGAUUCCCAGGGGUUGCAGUCGACGAUCGAGCAGUUUCGCGGCUAUGACGUAGAUCACGCUCACAUCUGUGUCUGCAGUAAGCGCAAGUUGCAUCUCUUUCGCCCGGCCGCAGGAGGGCGACCUCAGGUAUUCUUGAGGAUUUAUUUUGACAGACAGGCUCUAGGUUUGUGAAAUACAACUGCAAGGUGCUACUCGCGAAGUUUUUUCUUGUUUCUACGACAACAUGAAUAGGGGAAGAUGAGAAUCUCGAGAAUAUGUUGGUUCAGCCACGUAAACCUCUGUAUCUUCACACAGGACCGGGGUGGCGCUGGGGACCCUGAUGAUGUCGGCAGCUUGAAGUAUGAGCUUUACCAAGAGAUUGCUCUCGAGCGACCGGGGGAGCCGAAGGAGCAGGGGCGCGGAGGCCCCUUACUGUGCCGAUGGCAGCGGCGCAGCAUCGUGCUAGGCUUUAAGCGCGAGUACGUGCUAGUAAACCAGGAGGAUGGGAGUUUACAGACGAUUUUUCAGCUCGACGGUGUGCCGCGAGUUCUACUGCUUCCAGAAGAGGAGGUUUUGCUGCUCCAUCAAGACCGCGUUGGGCUGUUCUUUG